CACUUUUGUACACAAAAUUGAUUUGAUGUGAAAGAUGGGUUUUAUCAGAAAAUCCUUCAGACUCUUCAUCUUCUUCUGCCUCCUGGGGAUAAUGGUAAUUCCAUCUGCUGCUUCUGAGAAAGUUUCAGUGACUCUCUACUACGAAACUCUGUGUCCGUACUGUGCAGACUUCAUUGUCAACCGGCUGGUCAAGAUCUUCCAGAACGGUCUCAUCUCCGCCGUCAAUCUCCGGCUGGUCCCUUGGGGCAACGCCUGGUUCAAUCCCGACGGUUCCUUCGCCUGCCAGCAUGGAUCAGAUGAAUGUUUGCUCAACACCAUUGAGGCCUGCACCAUUAGCAUCUAUCCUGAUGUGAAUCGGCAUUUCACAUUUAUCCACUGCGUUGAGCGCUUUACAUUGGGGGGCAAACACGGUGCUUGGGCCAAUUGCUUUGAAAUGACAAGAUUGGGCACUGAGCCUAUCGAUUGCUACAACAGUGGAAAUGGCUAUGUGAUUGAAGGAAGCUAUGCUAGGGAAACUGCUCAGCUUAAACCUCCACAUAGAUUUGUGCCAUGGGUGAUUGUCAAUGAUAAACCACUUCAAGAGGACUACCAAAACUUUAUGGCCUAUAUUUGUAAGGCUUACAAAGGCACACCUCCACAAGCUUGCGGAUCAAUUCGUUAUAAGACCGAAUCAACCGAGCAAGAAAAACCGGUUCCUCAAGUGUGCUUUGCAAACCAAGGAAGGAACUCUUCACAUUAAUGCUCAUCUGCAAAAUUUAGUAUAUGUACCCUUAUAUAUAUGGGUUAUGUGACACAAGUCACUGUAAUUGUGGGGUUUGUAAUACCAGAGAACGCUUCAAUGCGCAGCGUUUCAUUGAUGCCAUGGAGGUGACCAAGUGAUGGCAAACUUGACAGCAGUCGGUUGUUGUGUCAUUGCUUGCAUCUUUCACAUUACUAUAAAAUUGGUGUAUAAUGAAAUAUGAUGAAUUGCUGCUCUCA
This is a messenger RNA of Malus domestica (apple), 978 nucleotides long. RefSeq names its product gamma-interferon-responsive lysosomal thiol protein. Gene Ontology annotation, molecular function: oxidoreductase activity, acting on a sulfur group of donors, disulfide as acceptor. NCBI's taxonomy places the organism in Eukaryota, Viridiplantae, Streptophyta, Magnoliopsida, Rosales, Rosaceae. The record is from RefSeq and is a predicted model, not a curated record.